AUGCUGCAUCAGGAACGUGAUACCGACCCUGAUCAGCAACCUGAAACCAACCCUUAUUUUCGCCCACUGUCACUAGACCAACGUUCCCAGCGCCCCCCAUCGCAAGACCAACGUUCCCAGCGCCCACCGUCACAUGACCAACGUUCCCAGCCACCCUUUGCACAGGGACAGCCACCCAAUCAAUGGCCACAACCACCUUCCAAAAAGGGAAAAAAAUCCAAGCAGGGUGGUCAAGAGCAACGCCAGCCAUCGCGUCCACGGCAACAAGAUCAACAGUCCCCUGGGUCUGCAGAUCAUUUUCCCCUGAAUGCUGCUCUGCCAUCUAGCCAAUCGAAGCCAAAUCAGCAACGUCUCAACUCACAAGACCCCUCUUCACCGCCACCUGUCCCAUCUACACUGCCUUCUGGCCAAAGGACGCAAAAUGAGCAGGCCCCGCCACAUGGGUCUUCAUCGCCACCUAACUGGAGGCAACAUCCGCAGCGCCAGGGUCAAUACCAAUCAGGCCUGACGAUAUUGCCACGAGAGCAUCAUCAUCGACACAAACCUUUAACGUGGUUUCUUGCAGUGUUCUGUGCAAUUCUUUGGGUUGUCAUAAUCGUAGGAGGCCUAAUUGUCCUCAUAGUCUAUCUUGUUUAUCGGCCACGGCUCCCCCGGUUUGAUAUAUCUGCUGCCACCUUGAAUGCAGCCUAUCUUGACAUGGGUUAUCUGCUCAAUGCUGAUGUUACUAUGCUCGCAAACUUCUCAAAUCCAAACAGGAAAGUGAACGUUGAUUUCAGUUACAUGUACAUUGAUCUAUACUAUGGAAGUACCCUUAUUGCUACUCAAUAUGUUCCACCAUUCUAUGCCACACGGGCCCAAUCCAAGUUUGCUUAUAUUCAUAUGGUGACUAGUCAGGUUGGGAUUCCACUGGUAGCAGCCCGAAGGCUUAAGAAGCAGAUAGAAGCCGAAGGGGUCCAGUUUCAAGUGAAAGGUUAUUUCAGGGCACGAUCUACUUUGGGGAGGCUCCUAAAAUACUCGUAUUUGUUGCAUACUCAUUGCUAUAUUCUCAUGUCUGGACCUCCUACCGGGGCUUUGAUUAGGAGCGAAUGCAGAACGAAACGCUGA
Quercus lobata is the source of this 1104-nucleotide messenger RNA. Its product is annotated as NDR1/HIN1-like protein 13. NCBI's taxonomy places the organism in Eukaryota, Viridiplantae, Streptophyta, Magnoliopsida, Fagales, Fagaceae. Bases 1 to 1104 code for a protein of 367 amino acids. Gene Ontology annotation, biological process: defense response to other organism. The transcript has a single exon. Gene Ontology annotation, cellular component: plasma membrane. The record is from RefSeq and is a predicted model, not a curated record.